GUAUGGAGAGUGCAAUCACCCUGUGGCAGUUCCUGUUGCAGUUGCUGCUGGACCAGAAGCACGAGCACCUCAUCUGCUGGACCUCCAACGAUGGUGAGUUCAAGCUGCUCAAGGCGGAGGAGGUGGCCAAGCUGUGGGGGCUCCGGAAGAACAAGACCAACAUGAACUACGACAAGCUGAGCAGAGCCCUGCGCUACUACUAUGACAAGAACAUCAUCAAGAAGGUGAUUGGGCAGAAGUUUGUGUACAAGUUCGUCUCUUUCCCUGAGAUCCUGAAAAUGGAUCCUCACACGGUGGAGAUCAGCCGGGAGAGCCUCUUGCUGCAGGACAGCGACUGUAAGGUGGCCCCCGACAAGCACGGCUUGGCCGCCCUCAAGAGCACGAGCCGCAACGAGUACCUCCACUCGGGCCUGUACUCGUCCUUCACCAUCAACUCCCUGCAGAACCCCCCGGAGGCCUUCAAGACCAUCAAGACGGAGAAGCUGGAGGAGCCCCUGGAAGACAGCCCCCCGGUGGAAGAGGUCCGGACUGUGAUCAGGCAAAAAACCCAAAGGCUUGGAAAUCUCCGCACCCCCGCUGGUGCUCUCGGGCACCGACCUCGGCUCCAUCGCCCUCAACAGCCCAGCGCUCCCCUCGGGGUCCCUCACCCCCGCCUUCUUCACCGCGCAGUUCCCCACACUGCUCAAUGGCCACAUGCCAGUGCCAAUCCCGGGUCUGGACAGAGCUGCUUCUCCAGUACUGCUCUCGUCAAGCUCUCAGAAGUCCUGAUGACGUCUGGCCGCCAUGAAGGACUCAUUACUGAUGAAACAAAUCUGUCCCCAUGGGCUAGUUUACCUGUGUCACGAGAAGGACAUUGUGAAACCCUCUAUUCAUUUGGUUUGCACUUUUCAUAACAUGGAUAGUUUAGAUUUGUGUUAGCAUUUUAAAAACUGGUUUUUUUUAUAUAUUCAAGUAUAUAUGAAAAUCUGUUUUACAUUAAGUGAAUUUUAAUGUUUUUUUAUAUCCUCUUAGUUCUUAAAUGUGGAACACUGUUGACAGUGAAGAACUUUCCUUAAUGUUUUCAGUAUAACUAAUAAGGAUGUGAAGCUUUUUUCUUUAAUUCUGCCUAUGCUGAACUGCGCUUAUAUACACACUAUAACCAGCUGUGCCUUCCUUUGCAUUUACUUUUAUGUAAAUGAUUUAUAUAUUUUUUAGUAUUAAGAGAAAAUGUUUGAAAGACAAAAAUUAGUAUUGAACAGAUCUCUAGUAGAACUUCAUUAUUUUCACAAGUAGGCUACAUAUGAAAACAUGUAUCACUUUUUCUUUUUUGCUUUCAACUGUAGAAUUGCCUUAGAACCUCUUCUGAAAUGAAAUUCAGUAAAUGUAAUGUCCAAAUAAUGUUUUUAUAAAAAAUAAACUAAGCCAUAUUUAGACAAUAAGCCCUCAUAAGUGAAAAUGUUCUACAGUACAUUUUCAAAAAAUGAACUUUGAAAGGGUAGCUUUUUAACUGUUUGUCUAACUAAAAGCUGAAGUCCAACCACCUAAACCCCCAGAAUACUUCCUAGGUUAGCAUGUUUAUAUUUUAAAAACAGCCCAGACUGCCCUAUCUUCCAUAGAGAAUCACAUUCAGAUACUUACUGAGUCAGCGGAAGUCAGAGUUUCUCUAAAUCCCUAGAACUUUAAUUAACAUUUCAAAAAAAUGUAGUGUUUUGGAAGAGGCUCAGGCUGGUGAUAAAUUCCAACGAAGAAGCAAUUCUGGCAUACCAGGAGUCUUUGUACAUCUAGGCUUCCACAAUUUUUGAUGGAUCAAAAAAAUGCACUGUGUCACAAAUACAGAACUGGAGGUACUGGAGGCUCUGCCUGUGGAGCUUGGAACAGGAUGCACUGUUUUACGUAUUACUAAAUUUAUGGUGAGAAUGAAGGAAAUCUGGUAAAAGGAAAAUUCUUCAGGAACCUCAUCAUGGUGGAAUUGAACUGAUUAUGUAACAAUCUGGAGCCUUCUGCAGUCCGUUCUUUUGUGUAGUGUAGUUUAGAACAGUGAUAACAGAAACACAUUUUCUGUUCUUUCAAAAAAAUCAGUAGGCAUCACUUCAGAGGCGCUAUCUAUUCAUGAAAUAGGAAAGACCAAAAUCAAGAUAAGAGAGCUAGAAAGUGCCCGGUGCUUUAAAUUCAAAACUAGGUUAACUAUAAUCCUUAACGAUAACUCACAGAAACCACUUUGAAGUAUGACUAAGUAAUUGAUCCAAAACAAAAAGAACAAAAACAGGCAUUUAAAAGGCAGGGAUUAUAAGAACAAAUUUCUUGAAUUUUCAAAACAAAUCUAAAAAUUAUGUUGAUACUUAUACAUUUUCCUUCGGAAUCGAACACCCCUGGAUGUGGACAUGCGUGCCCUUACUACUUUAAAACCGCUGACUGUGAAGUAAUGGACUGGUUCCAAAAUCCACAACUACAGCAACUAUGUUCCUCACUCAUCAUUAAUGAUAAUUCUGUACUCAAACAAACGAGCUGGUAAUGACAGAAUGGAAAUGUUAGAGCUAGAAGGGCCCUUCAGAAAGGGUCCCUCUAACUGGUUCUGGGUACCCAGAGGUGGCUGGAAGUUACCCAGGGCCACACAGCUCACCGAAGACAGUGCAAUGGCAGGUGUUAAUGUUUCUUGUUUCUCUGAAGCCUAGCUGUAAGUAACUGCUGGUCCAAAAUUAUGUUAGGUAAAGAAACACAUGAACACAUCCAAAAUGCAAGAUUCUUAUAAAGGAACUUAAGGAAGUUAAUGUGUGAAAAUUUCAAUGGGAAGUAUUAUUUUCAAUAGUUUUAAAAUGUCAGUGUUGAUUGGAAACACAUAAAUAACUACAAAUCUGAUAUUCUUUCCCCCAAAUACUGUGCUUAACAUACAUAGUAGAUCCGUUUAUUAGAAAUGAAAAAGCAUCACUUUUUUAAUGGAUCAGAAUAUUUGCUGUAAUGCAAACAAAAAUGGAGAUAUUGAAGAGUAACUCUUGCAGCCCUGCCUCGUUUGUGUGUGUGUGUGUGUGUGUGUGUGUGUGUGUGUGUGUGUGUGUGUAUUUAGGUUCCAAAAACAUGAACUUCUUCUUCUGUAAGGUUUUCUUCAUCAGUACUAAACCGAUAUGGCUAAGGUUUGCUAGAACUAUCUAACCUGAAUGUUGGUCUGUUUGUAUACAUCUUUUCUAUUAUUGCAGAUUUUCAUUCACUUUCAUAUAUGUAUCAUUUUUACUGUAAUAUUAUUUUUGUUGAAUAAAUACUUUGUGAUAAAAGGUG
This is a messenger RNA of Chinchilla lanigera (long-tailed chinchilla), 3249 nucleotides long. It is a transcript of the gene Elk3, whose product is annotated as ELK3, ETS-domain protein (SRF accessory protein 2). The record is from RefSeq and is a predicted model, not a curated record. NCBI's taxonomy places the organism in Eukaryota, Metazoa, Chordata, Mammalia, Rodentia, Chinchillidae. Gene Ontology annotation, biological process: cell differentiation; regulation of transcription by RNA polymerase II. Gene Ontology annotation, molecular function: sequence-specific DNA binding; DNA-binding transcription factor activity, RNA polymerase II-specific. Gene Ontology annotation, cellular component: nucleus. The transcript has 4 exons. The coding region runs from base 3 to 893 and encodes 296 amino acids.